GUGUUCCAUCUCAUGCCAUCUCUUGAUGAAAGUCAAAGCAAACUUACUUGGUUGAAAGCUAUUGGCAUUCACAAUGGAGAAGUAACCAAAUCUUGUCCAGUUGGAUCAACAAGGUCUUUAAUUCUUGAAUCAUCUUCAAGAGGUAUCAUGGCCCAGAACCUAUUUCCACUAUUCGUUCUCAUUCCUGGGAUUUUGGAGGAAAUGGAAUCCACCUUUCUGCGCUACAAUUUUGAAUUGGAAGUCAUGUCUUUUGUAAAUUGUGAUAACUGUCAAAGCCAGAAUACUUGUUCAACUUCUGCAAUGAAUGUCUCCAAUUUGGUUUCCAAAAAUCACAACUCUCUGAUGCGCUCAUUGGAGGAAAAUUUAGUUAAAGGUAAUGGAAAACAAAACUGUCUGGGAAAUACAGCUGAUGCUAUCAUGAUAAGCGGACCAAUACUAUCUAUCGGCCCUAUUGAUUUUAACGAGCUCGCAAGUCGUCUUGGUAAAGCUUUACAAAGCUGGAUGGGCUUUGGCCCCAAGGAAAAGAAAAAGGAAGAUAUGAAAGAAGCAGAAAAGGAAGAGGUGGAAGUAGGAGAAAAGGAAAAGGUGAAAGUAGCAGAAAAUCUUGAAAAGUCAACAGAAACAGAAAAACAGAUGGCAGAAAAAACCCCAGAAGGUGGUAAAAAGGAGUGAUUAUUCAUAGAGUAUUUAUGAAAUUAUUUAAAGAUCUAAAUUAAUAUUAAAAAUUAUGUGUAUAGUAAUUAGAACGUAAUUACGUAACGAUAAAAUUUUUUUUUAAAUU
Messenger RNA from Macrosteles quadrilineatus (aster leafhopper), 781 nucleotides. RefSeq lists its product as uncharacterized. Bases 13 to 672 code for a protein of 219 amino acids. The record is from RefSeq and is a predicted model, not a curated record. NCBI's taxonomy places the organism in Eukaryota, Metazoa, Arthropoda, Insecta, Hemiptera, Cicadellidae. The transcript has 2 exons.